AUGAGUGCCUUGGAAGGUAAAGUGAGUCGCUCUCAGUUUGAUGCCACCACUGAGCAGCUAAACAGCAUGAUGCAGGAGCUGCUGGGCAAAGUAAGUGGGCAAGAACAGGACUGGCUGAGAAUGCUGGAAAAGAUCAACCUGGAGAUGCAGAGUAAACUGGAUCGCAUGGAACUGGACCCUCUAAAAAAUAAGUUAGAGGAACGCUGGAAGGAAAUCCGCCGUCAACUGCAGGAAAAAACACCCCAGUACGAGUCUGAUGAUGCUGCUGGUAUUCGCAAGCAACUAUUCCACUGCCUGUCAUGUGACCGCCCUAUAGACAUGAUGGUUCCGGGACCACCUAUACUAACAAUCCCCAACAUUCCAGGACUACCGUCUCAUCGAUCCUUUCGGCCAUUCACAGUUUACGAACUGGAUCAAAUUCGGCAGUGCAACCGCAAUGAUCGCAUUGCUGACAUCACUGAACUUGGAUAUAUACCCAGUAACCGAAGCUGUGGGGGGAGCCACACACUGACCUUCCCAAAUCGGCGUUAUGUCAGGAUGCAGGGUAUCACCGUUCAAGAAGAAGAUCUGAUAGGAGUCGGUUUAAAGGACGAGAUUGAUAUUUUUGGAUCUGAUGGGCAAGUUUAUCAUGGGAGGAUGGACACCAGCUUACCAGCAAUACAUGUCAAAGAUGGAAAGUCUAAACGUGGGAAACAUCUUCAAGGAUCACAGAAAUCGCUUGUUAUGAACGAUGUCAGUGUGCCACCCCCCCCGCCCGCAGAGUGCCAAAUCUAUUAUUUCCUUAAGAAAACCAGUGUUAGAUGCCCAGAUACCUAGUCUCACAUGA
This is a messenger RNA of Staurois parvus, 826 nucleotides long. NCBI's taxonomy places the organism in Eukaryota, Metazoa, Chordata, Amphibia, Anura, Ranidae. The record is from the annotation of a GenBank genome assembly.